Molecule: messenger RNA, 1647 nt
Organism: Sinocyclocheilus grahami
Lineage: Eukaryota; Metazoa; Chordata; Actinopteri; Cypriniformes; Cyprinidae
Product: UPF0538 protein C2orf76 homolog
Exons: 5
Coding region: 223-600 (125 amino acids)
Source: RefSeq, a predicted model, not a curated record
GAUCGACUAGUGGCUACUUUGGUCUCGAAUUGCAUUCUUUCUCAGAACAUGCUGGAAGUAAACGCUUCGAAAUUAGUGCGUCAGUAUAAUCACAGAAGUACGCUAAACUAGUGAAGUGGUCGCGUCUGCUCUGCCAUCCUUAAUUUGAUUUAGGCUUAGUUACCUCUAGGCGUACUUUUCUACGCUGCAGUCCGUGUAGUUUGUAAUGUGAUCGGGCUCGAGAUGUGUGAUCUGGCGGUUCUGACAGUGCGUCUGGUUCGGUCUUUCGAGCAUCGCAACUUUAAACCGGUGGUUUACAAAGACGUUAGUUUAGAUCAGACGGUGGAGGAGUUCAUUACAUGUGUUAAGCAAGAUGUUUCAACAAGAGCUGGAUUGCCUCCACCCUUUAAGAAGUUUGACUAUGACACAAUGAAAAUCAUACACCAGGCACAUGGAGCAAAGACGAAUGAGCUGGUAAUGAGUUUAGAGGAUGAUGAAAAGUUGAUUCUUCGUGAUGGCUGCAGGUUAGGAGCAUGUGGUGUUGCCAAUGAGACAGAACUUGCCUUCUUCAAAAUAGCAGAUUAUGAAAAGUUCAAGGCCAAUCCACAGACAGAAUGGUGAUGACAAUCAGGAUGCAACUCAAGAGGUCUUGGAGUAUUUAUUAUCAGAGGCACUUCUUUUCAGCUGUGACAAGCAAGUGAUCUCUUCAAGUUGGAUCGAAACAUCUAUUUUAAUUUCAUUUAUAGCUAUAAUUUUUAUAUUUAUUCUUACCAUUCAAAUACCUUCAGCAUAGUUUCUGAUGUACACGUUUGACAAACUUUGAAGGGAGAUGUUAUGUUGUCACAGAAUAAUGAUUUUCUUGGGUAUGAAUACUGUGAAUUUCUGUGCCAAACUGUGCAUUUUGAAUGCCAGUUAUUAGGUAUUUUAUUUACAACAACUCCGAUACCAGUUAUCUUGUUUUAUUUAAAUGACACCUUGGAAGUUGAUUGCGUUUUGUUAAAUAAAGUUGAAUGUAUAAAUCAUGCUUUCACAACACCAAAAAUAUUGAUUGACUGAAAGUUAAAUUCAAAACUUCUUUCCAGUACAACAUCCACAAUGACGACAGCCAAUCAGUCAGACCUGGAAAGUGAAACUAAAAAUGUAUUAACGUUUAGUAAACAUUUUUCAGAGCAACAUGUGCAGUCAUUGCAUACUGUACAAAUGGACCAUUUUGAUUUUGUAUUAUGUAUCGGUGUAAAUAACCCGACAUCCAAACAUUACUUUUAAACUUUUACAUAACAAUCAUUUCACACAUGCUUUGUUUAUAACAGUUUUCACUCAUAAAAUGCAAUUUUGGUCAUUAUUAGUGCUCAGUACUCAUGGAGUUUGCAAAUUGAGUUUACGCAGUAACUGGCCCUGAGGACGAUCAUCUGAGAUAUUGGCAUACUGUAGUAAUAAUACAAGGCACGUUAAGUCAUUUUAGUGCAAAGAAUUGUAAAACUUGAGCCAUGAGUUAAACACAUUUAUACCUCAGUACAUAUGACUUAAGCUGAAAGCUGUGUGAUACAGACCUGAGUUUUGAGUCUAUGCAUUGGUGUAUGACUCGGAUAUAAAAACAUAACACUAAUGAUGGCUUUUAUAUUCUAGUGAACAGAAAUAGAGCUGAAGGUCUUGAGGUACUUUGUACAU